AUGCCUGGAUUACUCUCCUCUGUUCAGGUCUUUGACCUCUCCACGGGCCUCUCAGAGGCUGGAUGGAACGCUCUACUCUCUAAUGCUGCUCGUGCCAAUCUUGUUCUUCCCCAUGCAGAGAAAGUUUUUGGCCGCCAAAUAUUCACGCCCAGAAUCGAUUCUGCUGAACAGCUUUGGUUGACAUACUCGAAGCCUGGAACUUCCGAAAUCUCCCUCGUACUUUCCUGCACAGAGGGACCACUAGACAAAUACCCCCUCUUCAUCAUUCCCACAAUCCCUAUUGCUGAGUUUACGCCCGAGUUCCUCGAAAGCUCCAUGAUGGCGCUGUGCAGCGCGCUUGUGGAGGAGCCUGGCUUCAGGAAGGAGCGAGUCUUUUCUAUUUUCUCCGUUGAGAACAUCGCAGAGGCCUUCGCUCUGACAUGGGAAAGACUCACAGGGAUUGGUCGCAUCGAGAAGCCGUAUUACAGUGCAUUUUUCUCGGUGUGUACCGAAAGCACAUUGGUCCGCCAAGAGCGACCUCCUCGUCCAUCAGAGGAUGUAAUUCUCGACCCACGUCUUGCUGUAGAACAGGACGCUGAGGAGAUUGCUAAACUGUGCCGCGAAUUUGCGAAAACUUCGGAACCGUUCACCCUCAGUAAGGAGAAAGCCGGCAAAGAAGCUGAGCUUUUGAUUGCAAACAAAUCCGUUUGGGUCCUCGAGAUCAAAAAGGGCAAAGAAAAACCCGAGAUUGCCACUAUCGUUGCUGCGACGCGGAAGUCAAAAGGCGUUGCUACCAUCUCGAAGGUGUAUACCCCAGAGAAAUGGAGGGGUAAAGGCUGUGCUGAGAGACUGGUUCGACAUGCCUGCAGCGAGUUGCUGGAGAAGUAUAAGGAGAUCGUCUUAUAUGUCGGUGUUGAGAAUUCCGCCAAGAUUGUGUAUGACCGCGUGGGUUUCCAGGUUCUUCGUGAUGAGUCUCUCUUGCCCCAGCGAUGGCUUGAGAUUGGUUUUGAUGAAAACAAAGUCGAACUUGGUCAUUGGUAGAGUUUGAGCAUAUUUCUGGGUCGCUUUGGUUUAUCUGCUUUGCAUUGCUCUGCAUGGUCGUUCAUACUCCC
Suillus discolor is the source of this 1091-nucleotide messenger RNA. RefSeq lists its product as uncharacterized. Gene Ontology annotation, molecular function: acyltransferase activity, transferring groups other than amino-acyl groups. The transcript is spliced from 3 exons. The record is from RefSeq and is a predicted model, not a curated record. NCBI's taxonomy places the organism in Eukaryota, Fungi, Basidiomycota, Agaricomycetes, Boletales, Suillaceae. The coding region runs from base 1 to 1020 and encodes 339 amino acids.